UUCUAACUACUGUGGCAACUCCUCAGUAUUUGUGUAUCUGUAGUGGGAUUUUAUUGCGAGGCAUAACAGAAAAUAAAAGCAAGUUUGACAUCGACUUCGGAGCGCUAUAGAAGUAUCUACGGUGAGCAGCGCAACUUAAACCAGCGCCCAAGCGCAACAUCAAGUUGCGCUACAACUAAUCAAUCCUAUAGCAAAACAUGUAGUAAAGACCACAAAUUGUGUGCAAAUAUUCAGUGAAUCUUAGUGAAAUCCCUAAAUUUUGGUUUGCAAUGUAGUUAUUUAAAAAAUAUGAAUGAAUAAGAAGCAGAAUAAGCAAUAAUGUGCAGAAUCCAUAUCAUAUAUGUGGUCAUAGAGAUAGCAAAAUGCACAGUGGGUGUUGUAUAAUGGUUGUGUGCAUGUAUUUGCUAAUGAAUGUGCAUGUGAAGUGAAGCGGGGAUGGUUGCGAGAUACAUCCAAUAAAUGAAACUCAGAUGAAAUCAAUGUGCAGUGUUCUYACCGAAUAUCAGCAAGACAUGAACUAUAAUUCAUAAGUAAUAACAAUAUUAAGAUAAUAAUAAUGUUGUCCAAUUAUGCGGUAAUAAGGUAAAAUCGCCGAAAUACGAAAUAAGAAAAGAGUAAAAUUGUAUCUCUGCAUAUAACAAAUGAAAUCAUACAUUUAAUACGCAGAAAUAACUAGGCAACAAAUUAUAACACGUGUCGCAAGAAGACAAGGCUGUUGCAAUUGCAACUCGCCAAUCGAAAUUUCUCUUUUCCCGUGUAACAAACCGAACGUCCGGCCUAAUGAAAAUGGUAGAUAAAUCAUCCAAGUUGGAUAAAUUUAGCGCCAACAUGGGUGUCAGUGGCACCGGUGCCGGUGGCAGUGGUGGGGGUGGGAGUGGUGUCAACAGCGGUUUUACUACUGGCGCUAGUAGUCUAUUGCACACCGSUGUUGGCAGUCAAAACGGUCAGAAGCCGGUGCCAAUGAAAUUAUUCGCUGCUUGGGAAGUGGAUCGCACACCACCAAAUUGUAUGCCAAGACUGUGCUCGUUGACAAUAACGCGCCUAUCCAUACUGACACCAUUGCCUGGUGAUAUGACGUCACUAACGUUGGCUGUCAAGAUGCAGAGCUCCAAACGCACGCUACGCUCCCACGAGAUACCCAUAAACAGCAGUGGUUUUACGCAAAGUGGCGCUUCCGGUGGGGCAGUAACCGGCUCGACUGCCCCCAACAGCGGUGGAGGCGGCGCUGCUGGCAACRUUAUACAGCAAAGCAACUCCGGAGCUGCGCUUAUCGGCGGCAGCAGUGGCAGCGCACAAAUGGGUUCGGCCAUAAUUGGCACACCCGGAAAUAUUGGGAACACGGGCAUUGGCAUUGGCGGAAGCGGCAGCGGUGCGUCCCUGACGAUGGGCGGUUUCGCCGCUGUCGGAGGCGGCGCUACUACGAUGCCACUGGCAGAGACUGAACUAGAUCUACACUUCAGCUUGCAGUAUCCGCAUUUUAUUAAGCGCGACGGCAAUAGACUGGUUAUAUUGUUGCAACGACGCAAGAAAUACAAAUCACGCACCAUCUUGGGCUACAAAACCCUUGCCGAGGGGAUUAUACGCAUGGAUGCGGUGCUGCAAAAGUCCAUGGACAUGACGGUCGAACUGACGGCGAGUGGCAAGAACGGUCGACCGGGCACCACGGUGGCGUGUCUGCGCGCCGAACGCGUCUCCUCCAUUCCAGUUGAUCAAGACAAUAAGAAUAACAAUAGUGUCCUUCUAGCAGAUCGCGUUGCUGAAUAUUCGGACGAAGACGAAGAAGGAGAAUUCAGUUCUGGUGAGUUCAACGAUGACGCCGCGGAGUUGGGUAUCCCCGGUUACGAUCCCAAGCGGGACUACAAUCCGAGCAAGCACGACAUGCGCAAGUACCGCAAACUGCAACGUUCCGAGGUGGAAGACGUCGCUCUUGGCACCAACCCAGUGGAUAGUGACAGUGAAUUCGAGAUGAAGGACAAGAGCUCGUCACGGGCGAAGAUCAGUCGGACAAUUUCAUUACAACAACGUAAUUUCAAGCAAAAAAUUGUCGCUUUGCUGAAACGUUUCAAAGCCUCCGARGAGUUGGAGGGUGAGGUGAGCCGUGGCACCGCAGCUCUUCGUGGCGAACGCGAUUUGGACGCACUCUUCCAGGAGCUCGAAUCACUGUCAUGCUGCGAGGGCGACGAUUCUGGUCCCGACAUGGAYAGCUUGUCCAUUGGGUCGACACCGAAACCUUCGCUACGCCCAUUCUUUACCAAUUCGCGGAUCAUGUUGCACGACAAUAGCGCCGGUGGUGGCAACUUUGAACGCAGAUCAUCGGAUAAAAGCGACCAAUUGACCAAUUCGUCAUUCAAUUAUGAUAAUACUAGACAAAAAUGCAUUCAUUUAACAAACAAUAACAAUAAUUCGGCAACAACACCAGAUCGUCCGACGGAGUACCGGAACGACAGCUCUGGCAAUGAGGGCAACGCUUUCAAUACCGAUGGCCAGAACUCCGAUCCACAGAACAGUCCGCCACGUAGCGACAAGGACUACAUGCGUUUGCAGUUAUUGCAACAACAACAGCAGUUGACUCCAGUGAGCGGUGGUGGUAACAGCGGCAGUGCUUUCACUUUCAGCGAGAAGCGUUCGCGGCUAUUCCGAACAUCGAGCAAUACACCAAGUGGCGCUGGCAGCGGCAGUGGCGGCGGUGGUGCCAUAAGCAUGGGCAUGGGUAAGAAAAAGCAGACGCUUAGCUUAACAGCUGAGCCGCGUUCAGUAUUAGAGACAUGUCUGUCGCCAACAAAUGUGGAACCGCGAAAACUGUUGCUCGAUCAAUUGAGCCGAAUAUUCGCCAGUGAGGACAACAAUCUUCCCGAUGUGGUCACAAUAAUCAGCCCCCCUGAAGCGCUAAGUGGCAGUGCAUUAAUACCUAAACUGACAACGCUGUUGGCGAACUCCUUCAAGCCAGCUUUUGUACCGCAAAAUACGGCGGAAGUGAAGGCGGUGCUGCAGGCGCUAAUGGGAAAGAUACAAAAAUACUGCAAYUCGAAUGCRAAGCCACCGAACACGGUGAAAAUAUUGCUGUUGGGAGGCGAUUGGCUGCAAGGCGCAGCCUUACGGCAUUACGUCGAGCUGAUGGGUGUACGUCCACCGGAUUGGCUGAAUCAUUUGCGGUUCUACAUUGUGCCGAUCGGCAGCGGCAGCACAAUAGCGCGUUAUCUCAGCCAGGUGGAUUUGACAUAUGGUGCCAUGUUUGGUUCGGACAAUUGGUAUCAAUUGUGCGAGCGCGUAGCGGCGACUGCGGCGGCGGUUAGUGCCGUAACGACGGUGAAUGCCUCGGCGUUGUCAACGACGCUCGGCGACUCGGUCACGGCGAAUAAAUCGGAUAUUGUGGAGAUGGUGCAACGCAUACAGCGUUAUCUACAUGCCGCCGGACCGUGCACUCAAAUUCCCAUUGGUGAGGCUAUGGUCAAUUACAAGGACGAGGAUUCACGUCAAAUAUUCGUGCCAUUCGUUAGUGAUGUGCGCAUUGGUUACUUGGAAGGUCCACAAGUCUCACUUGAUCUUGAAGAGAAUGCCACGCAAGCUGGCGGCAAUACUGGCGCACAGCAGUCGCUGCAUAUGACCAGCGCCAUACCCAUUGGCAACAGUAAUGCCACGAAUUUAACUGGCGCCGGUGGCGGGGCUGGAGGCAACARUGCACCAUCUGGUUCGCCACCCCAGAGCGGCAGGAUCUCACCGCCUCAGCAAACGCCACCCACGUCGGCGAAUGCGCUCCGUGAUCGUGGAGGUGAUUCGAUUAACACACCCUCAGCGCAGUCGAAUGCCGUUUCUGAAUCGGUGGAGCUGCAAGUGGAUUAUUGGCCCAUUAUUCGACCGGGAGACUACAUGCCAAAGGAAAAAAGUAUCACGCGUGGCGGCGACCAGGGUGGCAAGAGUAGCAUUAAAAGUACAUUUAGAAAUCUWCAGGUUUGGCGGCUACCUCAGAACGCCCAAUUAGGCGAAAUGUCCCACGGGAUGACAGUGAAUUUCGCGACCAAAGAAAAGAAACAAAAACAAAUUAUGCGUCUAGGCAAGAAAAARGAAAAGGACCGUGAUCUCGAAAAGGAGCAGUGCGUCGAAGGUGUUGCGCGUUUGAUUUGCUCCCCAAAACCGUCGCACCCAGUACCGUUAAGAGUUUUCAUCGACGGCACAGAAUGGACUGGUGUGAAAUUCUUCCAGUUGUCUUCGCAAUGGCAAACACACGUAAAGAAUUUUCCAAUUGCUCUCAUUGGUUGUACGCCAAUGUCUUGUUCUGAGAUAUCCUAGUCAUUUUAAAAACAAUAUUUAAACCGAUAAAAUCUAAAAAAAAAAUAUUUAAUAAUCAAUGUAAUAAUUYUACUUAUAUAAUAGCAGAUAAAUAUGCAUACAAACAUGUAAUAUGUAUGUUGGUUAUCAUAUUGUACGUAGUACCACUGCUACUUAGUUCAAUAACUUAAAAAUAUUGUAUUAUAUAUGUUUGGAAAUAGACYUACACACACAUCCAACACACAUCCACAUUCAAAAGGCCUUCGCAUUUGCGUUUAAAGUCUCUAUUGUGCAGAGCCUUGUGCUUUCGGGACAAAAUAUAAUUUUUCUAAAAGACAGUUACGAAAUUCGAAGGCAACCCCGCAUCUUUUGUUUAAUUAAGUCCAAUAACUUAUACAAUACCUUUAACAACAAUUUGUGGCAUCAAUAUGGUUGCCCCAACCCUUUUGCUUGUCCAUACUGCUAUAUAAAGAUACACUUGCUUAUAUAUUUUUAAUUUUUAAUCCAUGUAAACGCGUUAAGAAACAUAUACAUAUAUAUUUUAUUUUUUUAUUGUGUUUUAAUGCCAAUUUAAGUUUUGCGCUGAUUGUAAAAAUAAACAGAAUAAUAUUUAAUAUUAAAUGCGCUUACUUAUAUAACUCGUAUGUACCGAUCUACAACUUAAAGGAAACUAAGUGAAUUGCGAAACUAAAUCAUGCUUGCUAACCGUAGAAGUAGUUCGACAUAAAAUACACAAACACAAUAGAACAAUGGUAGCUAAUGCCGACAAUGUGUUAAGUGCAAUAUGAAACUUGAGCUCGAGAUACAAGUAAGGCAUACAAUUUAUAGCUUCCUACUACCGCCAGCCAUAUUGUAAUACUAAAUGUUAAAUACAAAUACAGUACAUAUACAAUUUAUCAGAAUUAUUGAAGUACAGUUUAAACUCAUAAGUGAAACGUAAAUUAACAUUAAAAUGCCACCGUGUUCAGUGCGCURCGGUGACUGAACUCCAACGAAUUUCCAUCAAUAAAACACCUGUAUCCGAAUAUUCCUUAUUAAAUAUUAGAUAUUAAAUAAACAAAAUACAAAUCGAACAUGUUAUGAAUCGAGAUAGCAUAAAUUUCAUAACCGUUGACAAUUCUACAUAGAAAGCCGGACCUUUUGAACUCACAGUGUGUAAUGCGAAAGAAAAUUAUGAAACGACUCAACAAACAAUUCAGAAGUUAUUUAAACUCCUGUUAUGUUACUCUUUUUAUAUAAAUUAGUUUUUUCUUAAAUUUCAAUUUUACACUUCUUAAUUCGGCAUCAAGCGUGUCUGAGCCGAGCUCUCAUUCAAAAUCAUCGUUUAGAAACUGACACGAGUUCAAUGCUUAGAAAUAUAAAUUUCUCUAUUUUUGUUAAAAUUUUAAAAAUACACAUCACAAAUUAACAUCCCCAUUCUAUUAACUGUGUCUAAUAUAAGCGUUCUUCCUUAAAAAUAGCCCAGACAGCUAAUAUACAUUUUAUCCUGUUUUUUUCGAAUUUAUUUUUAUAUAUUUUUUUAAUAUCGUCAGAUUAAGAGACUGCAGAAACUAAACUCACUCGUUAAUUUAGUUUUUUAAUCAAUUUGAGUUUGCAAAAACAAAAAUAAAUUAUCACACGCCACACUCGAAGUUUAAAUAACUCGAUUGACUGGCUGUAGACUAAGGAACACCAAUAAAGAAUUGGCAUGCAUGAAUGUGAAUUCCUUAAUUGAAAGGACUCUAAUAAAUUGUAAAGAAACUCUAAUUGUUGUGAUCUAAA
Molecule: messenger RNA, 6027 nt
Organism: Bactrocera latifrons
Lineage: Eukaryota; Metazoa; Arthropoda; Insecta; Diptera; Tephritidae
Gene: KrT95D
Product: phosphofurin acidic cluster sorting protein 2
Exons: 12
Coding region: 781-4287 (1168 amino acids)
Biological process (GO): protein localization to plasma membrane
Source: RefSeq, a predicted model, not a curated record